Molecule: messenger RNA, 3044 nt
Organism: Eurytemora carolleeae
Lineage: Eukaryota; Metazoa; Arthropoda; Copepoda; Calanoida; Temoridae
Product: mastermind-like domain-containing protein 1
Exons: 8
Coding region: 1-1716 (571 amino acids)
Source: RefSeq, a predicted model, not a curated record
AUGAAUAAAAGAGAAGAAAUAGAAGAUGAAGAGAAGAGAAAGAAUGAAGAUAGGGAUGAAGAUUUAUAUUUUGAAAUGGAGUUCCCUGUACAGAAUCAGCAGUGGAGGGCGGGAACAAUAUGCUCCUCCUCCUCCCCGGAGUACGGGUCCAGGUCCACCCUGGACUCCAGAGAGUCACCCAGCAGGGACUCCAGGGAGAACAGCGCAGGUCCUAGUCGCCCUAACACCCUACUGAUACCUAAAAAGAAUAUGUUUGCUCGUGAGGGCCUCCUAUACAGCAGCCUACCCAGAGCAAAGAUGAAACCUCCAAAGAUUAAUUUCCAAAACUUCUCCGUCCCAAGUACUCCGAUGGAUGUUUGGGAGUUGGAGGAACCGAGCAGAAAUCUUCAUAUCUCCGAUUCUUUCUCUUCCGUUGAAGAACUAUCUCACAAAUCUUUAGCACUUCCAAACAGGUCGAAAAGUAGAUUGAGUCUAAACCUUUCUGAUUCUAGACCCAGCUCACCAAGCAAAUCCAAUCGAUCAAUUUCAAGGUUCCUACGGUCCUCGUUUACUAAACUAUGGGGGCGGAGAACCCCUGAACCUGAACCUCUCUCUCUGCCUUGUCUGACCUCCUAUCCUCCGCCCUCCGCCUCCUACGAGUACUCCCCGGGGUCGGAGCUAGACGAGGCGGACUUUCCCGCCACACCUCUUACAGAGCAUAUUGUCCAGCAGUCGAUGGCAAAAGGAAUGCCGAUAAUCCCGUUUGCCUGUCCUACCACGGUACUGGUGGAGAGAAGGAGAGAGAAGGAGUUGAAGGAAGCAAGGACCAAGUAUACUGGUUCAACAUCACAGGAGUUCUCCUCGCUUCUUGAUCUUCUUCCUCUACAGCUGAAGCAGCAGCUGGAACAAGAUCAACAACAUCGGUAUCAUCAACAUCAUCAUCAUAAUCAUCAUCAAGAGCAACAACAGCAAUCACAAGAACAACAACAGCAAUCACAAGAACAACAACAUCGACAGCCUCAACAACAUCAACCUCAACAACAACAACAAAAUGUUAAAAAUCUGUUAUUUCCGGAUCAUUUUGUACUUCCAGGAGGAGAACUGAGGAUGGCUAAAAGUGCUCCUGCGAGCAGGAAAACAAGUCGGGGUGAAGAUCAGCAGCAUAUAAUAGAGCAGGAGAAGGAAGAGAAACAGGAUGAAAAGGAGGAACAGGAUGAGGAAGGGGAGGACAGGAGUUUAAACAGUCUCCUGACAAUAGCAAAACAGGAGCUGGAGCAGGAAACUAAUCUUAGAAAGAAAUCCAGUGUUACGGGAUAUGCCGCAAACAAUUCCCGUGCACUGCAUCGAAGACGAAGCUCCGAUGCGCUGUACGUUCGAAUGUGUUUUGACUCGGGAAACAAAUGUUUGGAAACAGGAGAGGAGGAACCAGAAUUCCGGCUUCAUGACUUGGUCAAUAAAUAUCGGGAUUCUACAAAUGACGAAAGACCGCCAAGGUUUGUUGAUAUCAGACAGGAUUAUAAAAAUGGACGAUCUUUUCCAGAAUGGACGAAGUACACCAAUAAUGACACAUCGUCUAGGGAUGUUUGGAACCGUGGGGACUCAAAGAUGGAGAAAUCUACGAACCUAAAUCCUGGAAAAUCAAGUGAUGACCAUGAAGAUUAUUUACCAAUGAAUAUUGGGAAAAAAUUUGAUAAAUUAAGAUAUUUUAGGACUCAAGGUUGUUCAACAGAGGAGUAAAUAUUAGUUUCAAACAAUAAUUAAAAAAGUUUUUAUACCAAAAAUAUGUGAUAUUUAUUUAGUCUGAACUAUUCACCAUUUUUCUGGAAGAAAAUAUUUUAUUACAAAAACUGAAAUGACCCUUGAUGUUACCACACACAAAGAAAUCGUUUUAAAAUGCCAUCUUGUCAGUAAAUUCGCGAAACCAAAUCUUAGCAUAAUAAUCAGAUUGCUCAAAAGUAAUGUUUACAUUCUCGUCUUUUAUAUAAAGAACUAUAUUUUUUAUGGUGUUAGGUACUUUCCCAAAGGUAUUUUCCCAAGGGCAACUUCCCAAGUGACAAUUAUAUCCAAUUGGCCACUUCCAAAUUGGACAAUUUACCAAGAGGCAAACUAAUCUCAAAGUUAGGUUAGGCCUUCUGAGGCACCGCAUGUCGUAAUAGAGGCUGAGCUCUGCGGCUACGAUGAGCUAGGGGGCCGAGCGCAGCGGCUAGAACAGGAUAGGGGGCCGAGCGCUGCGGUUAUGAAAUACUUGGGAAGGUGCUGCUUGGGUAAUUGCACGGUUGGGAAAAUACCCUUGGGAAGUUACCGCUUGGUAAAAAGCCUUUAGGAAAUUUUGUUGAUUGUGUAUUAUUGCAUUUUAGUAUAUUUUUAACUGGUGAGAUUUACUUGUUAUAUGAAAAAUAAGAUCGAACAUCAAAAAAGUCAUUUUUUAAGUCAAUUGAACUUUUUAAAAACAAAUAAUUUUGAUCAAGAGUUUAAAAAGCUUCACGCCAGAUUCACAAUGGUAAAUCUUCAAAAAAUAACAAGCUGAAGAUAUUUUUGUUUUAUCUGAACAAAAAGAUGAGUUUUGUUCUUCAUUGACUCUUUACAUAAAUCCACAAAUUACAGAGAAACUGGAGUUGAAAAUGAUUUAUUUUCAGAAAAAAACAAGAUUCUUUGAACACAGUUACCGUUGUGAUUUGAGAAACUCUUCAAAUGAAAGGACUUUUGGAACCAUGUCAUCAUAGUAAAGUUUUUUUAACGAUUUUUUGUGUAAAAGAGUCAUUAUUUUACUUUGGGAACACUGCGUCAUUUUAUUCCUAAUAUUUAUUUCAAUCAAGAAGUUAUUUAACUUAAAUUCAUGAAUGUUUAAACAAUUAAAAUUAGAUCAAAUUUUUAUGUUUUUAAAUGAAUACUUUUACCAAAUGUUUAUGUGAAAAACACGAAAUGCUGUAACAUAAGUUUGAGUGAUAUUUAAAGCCUUAUGAAUAGAAUUUAAUCAAAUGAAUAUUAUUUAUGACAGAGGUAACCAGGUGGUGCCGAAUAUUUUAUAGAUAAAGUUAUAAAAAUAAAUUUAUUUAAAGAAGUGA